CUCUUAGGGAGCCCCAGGGGCCCCCAAAACCUUUAAUACCCCCUAUCCUGGGGGUAUAUAAAGAAGUCGUUUGCAUCAUCGCAGCAGUACGCUGCUGACAGACGCCAACAUUCAGGAAACCUCAACGGAGCAAGAAGCGAUAAAGAUGCCCACCAGUGCUCCCAGUACGAGAAUCAUGCCUGCAACCAGCAGACCUGGGACACAAUCCAAAGAUGCGGCUUCUCCUACAGAAAGCAUCCCAGACUACGAGCCAAAUAUCCCUGAGCCCACAUGCAGAGCUGAUCUUCUAAAAUACUGGAUCAACCUUUCCCUGGAUGACAAGACAGCCAAUAAGAUGCUGUGGAUCACAGAGGGUGGAUCCAAGGUGUCUCGCAUGACUGAUGAUGUCACUUGUCCCGUUCUGGACAGACCAGAGCGAUACGAGCAUGCCCCUCAGGUUCUUUGCAAAGAAGGCAUCCUGGGCUUCCGAGCUUACUGGGAAGUUAAAUAUUCAGGGUGGGCCGUUGUCGGAGUUGCUUAUGAAGGGGCAGGGAGGAGGGGAAACGACGGACCCUGCGGCCUGGGAGAGAAUGAGCAGUCCUGGGGUCUUGGGUGGGGUGGAUCCCACUACCAGCUGUGGUUCAAUAGCAUAACCACAGAAAUCUGGGAUAUUCCCCAGUGCACCACCAUCGGGGUGUACCUUGACCAUCCAGCUGGUGUCAUCAAUUUUUACGCAGUCGAAGAGGUGCAGGAGGGAGAGGGGGGCGAAAGCAGGAAGGAGAUCAGACUGCUGCAGAGGAUUAAGAGCUCUUUCGUGGGGAAAAUGUUGCCAGGUUUGUGGGUAGGACAAAAGUCCUCAUGCGUGCUUGUUAAACAAGAGGAGUAAAGUGAAAUGUGUGUGCUUUCCUUUUCCAUUUCUUACAUUUCCAUUCAAACUUCAUUACAAUACAUAUCCAUAACCAAAACAUAAGAUAUGUCACAGAUACUUUGGGAUAAUAGUAAUUAGAGAUGCAUAUGUCAUGUAUUCUAAAUUUUUGUAUAUAUAAAUACAUAGACAGGUGGCAAAUUAAAGAAAAAAACAACAAAAAAUUAGUGGAGAAACUGAAUACCCCCAACCAUAGAACACAAGGGGUCAGAUUUUGGACUGUCAGACAGUGCUCUUCACCACUAUCAUCAAAACACCAAAUGAGGGAAAGGGUUAGGGAAAACCUAUGCUCCAUCCCUCCAGUAGAGUUGAGAGACUUGAAGAAUCAGUAUUGAAGCUGUUUUGAUGUGGCCUAGUACCCUACUACAAUACCCUUUUCCUUUAAUUUGUCACCCAUCUGUACAUCUAUCAUGAAGCUGCUAUUUGUUUAAGUGUUUGUGUUUGCAUAACAUGUUUACUUUGUCAAAACUGAAUGUAGAAUAUUGAUUAUUAGUGGCAUAUAUAUGUAUAUAUGUUAUAGCGUUGUGUAUUAUAUUCUGGCAACAUCAGUAUAAUCUGCACUUUUUAAACAAAAUGCAUUAUUCUGUAUGUCAUCUAAAUUAAACUCCAUUUUAAGGAC
Lates calcarifer (barramundi perch) is the source of this 1523-nucleotide messenger RNA. Its product is annotated as stonustoxin subunit beta. Bases 146 to 865 code for a protein of 239 amino acids. Gene Ontology annotation, molecular function: protein binding. NCBI's taxonomy places the organism in Eukaryota, Metazoa, Chordata, Actinopteri, Centropomidae. The record is from RefSeq and is a predicted model, not a curated record. The transcript is spliced from 5 exons.